Messenger RNA from Nelumbo nucifera (sacred lotus), 2416 nucleotides. RefSeq names its product galactinol synthase 1-like. Gene Ontology annotation, molecular function: glycosyltransferase activity. Lineage: Eukaryota; Viridiplantae; Streptophyta; Magnoliopsida; Proteales; Nelumbonaceae. The record is from RefSeq and is a predicted model, not a curated record.
UCUCUUAAAAAAAAGUAAUGACAAAAACCAGACAUGAUCAACAUCAGGCCUGAAUGUUGAGACGCUUGUCUAACAGAGCAAACCGAGUUGCACCCAAAUAAUGAAACCCGCUAGAUAGAAAUGGAUAAUAAUUAAUGACGCUUGUCUACUACGAAUUCUGAAUAUAUUGCUCACAGCUGAACCAAUGCUAUAUAUCUUGUUGAGCGGGGAGGUAAGAUUCUCCGCGGGUGGAUUGCAUUUUCUUGUAUGCAUUUCGUCGAACAGGUGUUUUAGUCCCUCUCUGGGGAGAGUAUAUUCGAACAUUCUCUCUCCCUGGCUGCACUACUCUUUUGUUUCGCGAAUGAGACAGCACUGCAGCAGUCUUUGAUGAGUUUGCACGCGUCCGCUGCCGUAUUCCUUGGGAAAGCAAAUCCAUUCGCCACCGCCAGUAUAGAUUACUACGAUCGAGCAAUAGCAUCGCCAUCGACCACCCCAUCAGCCAUCCCUGAAGAAUCUCUACUUACUUUCGUAAACGUCAUCGUCGCAUUAGUAGCAGAAGAAGCGCCAGGCCAACAGAACCUUGUCAUCACUUCACUCUCACCCGUCGCCUCCAGUGAAAUUAUACUCUAUUCCUCCUAUUACUUACUUCUUUAAUGUAUGUCCGUCAAUUUGGGCAGAUCAACCGCUUAAACCCUCUCGCUCUACUUCACUUGCCACGUGGUAAAUCUGCCCCAGGUUACACCUCGGCGCUUGUACCACACCGUGUACCUUUCUUCCUGUUAAAUCUGUCCAGUUGGCAAUUCAGGGCUUAUCCGCCACGUGUCUUGUGUUGUGUACCACCACUAAAACGAUUGGUAGUGGUAGGGUUAGCAUUCCUCUUAGAAUUUAUUGAAUGGGUUGAAGGUUGAAGCCACGGCCCAGGAUUUGCAUAAUGUUACUUCCAGUCGAUGCUACGUUGCUUCUUAAUAUUUUCCUCCMGAGAAAACGACGACCUCAUCAAAUCUUGUCCAUUUAUUCAGAUGAUAAGGCUAGAUCGACGGUCGGCUGCACCACAUUCCCAUUCGUUCCACGUCCAUUCAAUAAUAACAUUAGAAAAAUCGUAAAAGCCCAAGUGGCAUGAAUUUAGUCCUCAUUUGAGGCUUAUUUAGGGGAGCAUAGGGGAACCAUUGUAGAGCUCAGGAGCAAAAGGCGAGUAGGUUGGCAUCCUCAGCGUUGCUGGCUUACUUUCGCAACACUCCUCACCUCACCUCAGUCUCAGGAGUCAGGACAUUGUCAACAGUUUUCCAAGUCGUCUUCUCCUCCAACUCCAACCCUUAAUCGCAGAACUUGAAAGCAUGGCCCCAGGAGUCCCGGUGGAUGCAUUCACAGGCACCGGCGGCAAGGUCGCGAUCCCCAACAGGGGGUACUCCAAGAGGGCCUACGUGACGUUCCUCGCCGGUAAUGGUGAUUACGUGAAAGGAGUUGUUGGAUUAGCCAAGGGUCUGCGCAAGGUCAAGAGUGCGUACCCUCUGGUAGUGGCCAUCUUGCCCGAUGUCCCCGAAGAACACCGUGAGAUCUUGACGUCUCAAGGUUGCAUCGUCCGAGAAAUCGAGCCCAUCUACCCUCCUGAGAACCAAAUCCAGUUUGCCAUGGCUUACUAUGUCAUCAACUACUCCAAGCUACGUAUCUGGGAUUUUGAAGAGUACAGCAAGAUGGUUUACCUGGAUGCAGAUAUUCAGGUGUUCGACAAUAUAGAUCACCUCUUCGAUGGACCAGACGGAUACUUGUACGCUGUGAUGGACUGUUUUUGCGAGAAGACAUGGAGUCACUCACCACAGUACUCCAUUGACUACUGCCAACAGUGCCCCGACAAGGUGACAUGGCCGGCUGAGAUGGGCUCACCACCUCCCUUGUACUUCAACGCUGGGAUGUUCGUCUUCGAGCCUUCCCAUUUAACCUAUGAAAAUCUUCUUCAGGCUCUGCAGAUUACACCGCCGACACCUUUCGCGGAGCAAGAUUUCUUGAACAUGUUCUUCCAAAACAUGUACAAGCCCAUCCCUCUGGUCUACAACUUGGUCCUGGCCAUGCUCUGGCGCCACCCCGAGAACGUUGAGCUCGACAAAGUCAAGGUGGUCCACUACUGUGCAGCGGGAUCCAAGCCAUGGAGGUAUACCGGCAAAGAAGCCAACAUGGACAGAGAGGACAUUAAGAUGUUGGUGGCCAAAUGGUGGGAUAUAUACGACGACGAGUCACUGGACUUCAAGGCGGAGGACUCCGUUCCGGAGGAAGAGACCUUCUCAAGGCAGUCGUCGAUCAUGGCAGCCAUGCCCGAGCCCGAGAUGGCCUACAUCCUUGCACCCUCUGCGGCUUGAACAAGUUGAUGUCGUGCUCAGAGAAACGCUGUAAUCCCCCUAUCGGCAAUCAUAUUUUAUGUAGGCUCUUAGAAUUCACAAAUCAA